AAUAAUGCACGUGCCUACCCACUUUCCAGCCUCGCCGUAUAUUCGCAUCGCGAGUUUCUGAACACACUAGCAGUCGAGGACGGAGGCGGCGACGGGUUCAAACUCCCCUGUGAACGCACCCUUUCCCAGCUUCAAAGAGAAAGUUCGAAAAAGCCAUGAAUGCUCCCGAUCGCUACGAGCGAUUCGUCGUCCCAGAGGGCACUAAAAAGGUUUCGUAUGAAAGAGACACGAAGAUCAUAAAUGCGGCGUCGUUUACUGUAGAGAGAGAGGACCACACCAUCGGCAACAUUCUUCGCAUGCAGUUGCACAGAGACGAAAAUGUUCUCUUUGCAGGAUACAAGCUCCCUCACCCUCUCAAGUAUAAAAUCAUUGUUAGGAUCCAUACAACUAGCCAGUCUUCGCCAAUGCAGGCAUAUAACCAGGCUAUCAAUGAUUUGGACAAGGAAUUUGACCAUUUGAAGAAUGCAUUUGAGGCUGAGCUGGCAAAAUUUUCUCGGGAUUACUAGCACAUGACGCCAGAAAAGAACCAGGGUGAAAGGACAUUCAGUUGAUCAAGCAACGAUCUGUGUUGUAUCAAGCUGAUUGCUUAAUAUUACACCUAUGUUUAUCAUCUUAAUCAGUGUUUAUUAAAUCCUUCCCUGAUAUGAACCUUGAUGUCUGCAUGCACCUGGCGUCUUCCAUGGCACUGUUUCUAUUGUUAUGCAAACCUUAAAUUUCAUUUUGA
This is a messenger RNA of Manihot esculenta (cassava), 724 nucleotides long. Its product is annotated as DNA-directed RNA polymerases II, IV and V subunit 11. NCBI's taxonomy places the organism in Eukaryota, Viridiplantae, Streptophyta, Magnoliopsida, Malpighiales, Euphorbiaceae. Bases 156 to 506 code for a protein of 116 amino acids. Gene Ontology annotation, molecular function: protein dimerization activity; DNA binding. The record is from RefSeq and is a predicted model, not a curated record. Gene Ontology annotation, biological process: transcription by RNA polymerase II. Gene Ontology annotation, cellular component: RNA polymerase II, core complex. The transcript is spliced from 5 exons.